UUGGAGGUUUGACACCCGUAUCACGGGCUGUUAUAACUGUCGCCACUACCCCGGCGCCGGGAUUGCCCGGUAGCCUUGAGAUCACCCAAAAGGGAGGAACCCAUCUUGCCUGCAAAAUUCAGACUACUAGCCAUAUCGGCGCUGUUAGCCGCAGUAACGGCGCUUGCCGUCAUGGCUUGUUCGCCAGCAACGCCUGAAACCAUUACCGAGACGGUGGAAGUAACCAAGAUUGUUGAAGUGCCAGGCGAACAGGUCCAAGUAACUGUUGAAGUGCCCGGUGAACAGGUUCAAGUCACCAGGAUCGUGCAAGUGAUGGCGCCGGAGGGGCCCAAAGACACCAUCAUCUUCGGAGACCUCAACUGGUCCAGCGCAUUGCUGCAGAACCGCAUCGCCCAAUACAUCGUUGAAAAGGGCUACGGCUAUCCGACCGAC
Molecule: messenger RNA, 432 nt
Organism: Geodia barretti
Lineage: Eukaryota; Metazoa; Porifera; Demospongiae; Tetractinellida; Geodiidae
Source: the annotation of a GenBank genome assembly